This is a messenger RNA of Anopheles funestus (African malaria mosquito), 5667 nucleotides long. Its product is annotated as zinc finger protein 271-like. NCBI's taxonomy places the organism in Eukaryota, Metazoa, Arthropoda, Insecta, Diptera, Culicidae. The record is from RefSeq and is a predicted model, not a curated record. The transcript is spliced from 3 exons. Bases 123 to 2870 code for a protein of 915 amino acids.
UGUAAAGUGAAGGAACUGAAUUUUCACUUGAUAUACCUACUGCAAUCGUUCUGAUGCUUGUUUAUCUACGGCUUUAAACUGUCGGAAUCUAUGGCUUUAACUUUAUCGCGUUCGUUUGCAAUAUGCAUUUUCAAAAUUGUGUAUAUAUCUUGGGUACGAGACCAUCUGUCAUUGAUGCAUUCAGCAUUUUCAACCAUGCACGUAGCCAUAUCAUUCCAUCGAACAACGAAGUGGAAGAGAUCUACAUUGUGAAACAAGAAGAUGAUUUAGAGGGAUCGAACUUGAACCCGCUGAUUUCUGGAACAAGUUCAGGAUUUGUUUCGGAAGCGUUUGUAAACGAAGAUGUCGAAAUUAAGAUCGAACAGGAGAUUGAAUAUUUUCCGAACGAAGAUUCAUCUGAAAACUACAAGUCUCGAGACAAUUGUAAACAGACAAGUAACAUUGAUUCUAUUGAAGAACAUACAUCACAAGAAAACGCUGAUAAGAAAGAAGACACGAGUGAAAGGAACCGAGAAUGGUAUGUAGCGGAAACUAACCCCUAUGUAACUGUUGUAGCUCGUCCGAACGAUGGUGUUGGCGAAGUAUAUUACCCGGAAAGUGUUAACAAUGAGCCGAUUGAAGAAGGACAACGGUCAAAACAGCGCGUUGGUGAUCAUUCGAACAAUGGAGACAUUCACGUAUUUGUUGCCCAAGAAGAAUUAAGUUUAGAUGACGCUGAUGCUAACGAUGAUUGCAAGUUGAAGACGCGACGUCGUAAGGAUGAUCAACAACCGAAACGACGGAAGGUUGGCAGACCGCGGAAGAAGGUGUCAGAACGGUUGGAGGACUGGCUCGUUUCUUCCAGCAGCAAGCGACGGCAAAGUCACACGUAUCAAACAGAUGAAACGUACACCGGGGCAGAUGAGAUGGAAAAAGAAGAUACAACUCAGUGCUAUAUUUGUCGAAAGGAAUUUACGUUACGGGCGAAACUAAACGAACAUCUUCAAAAGGAGCACGCGAAAGAUAUUCCAUUCAAUUGUAAAAUGUGUGUUUCGGAAACGAUUACCAAUUUACAUCGUUUAAAUUUGCACCAUCAGCAGCAUGAUUUGACGUUGAAGCGCCGCUGUCACUAUUGUCCAGCCCGAUUCUCUUGUGGCCAAGCCGUUAGUAGACAUAUGCGUAACUUACAUCAAUUACAGUACGAAAUCGAUGCGGAAAAGAACAGACGCUUUGUGUGUCGUUACUGCGCUCAAAAGUUUACCAAAAAGUAUGAUCUGGAAAAGCACGAAAAGAAACAUCACGUGGAACAAUCGAGCGACGAAGAGUACUUGAAGCGUGAGUUGAUGUGUUACAUCUGCAAUGAUUUCAUUGGUAAAUCCCGCGAAGAUCUUAACGAACAUGUUCGUAUGCACUCGGAUUGGUUGCCGUAUCAAUGUGGCCAGUGUGAUAAUAAGAUGAUAAAUUCAACCAGAGUCUUGCGGGAACAUCUUCGUCAGCAUGCUGCCGGACUGGCCAUUAAGUGUGUCUAUUGCGAGAAGCGUUUCGCAACGUUAGCUGACUGCCAGCAUCACGAGGAACGGGAACACGUACAAGAGAAACACUUGGAUGAGCUGCAAGAAGCGAAAAUACAGUCUGAAAUACACGGCACGAAAGUUUUAGUUACUGAUGGACAAAAGCGUUUCCAGUGUCAGAGCUGUGAUCGUUCGUAUACGUUGCUAAGUACAUUGCGGCGCCACCAGAAUGUUCACACGCUGGAAAACAAAUUCGAAUGCAAAUAUUGCGGGAAGGUGUUUAACAAAUCUUCCACGCUCGUUAUGCACGAGAAACGGAAUCACGACGAAAAUAGUCCUUACGGUUGUGAUGUUUGUGGUAAACGAUUCAAGGAAACGAGCAAAUUAAUUGAUCAUCGCCGUACCCAUUCUGGUGAGAAACCGUUCAUUUGUGAGGUUUGCGGUAAAUGUUUCCGGAUUCGGCAGGUACUGAAAGAGCACAAACUCAGUUGCUUUGGUCCUGAAGCCAUUCAGUCGUGUCACUGUGUGCUCUGUGCACAAACCUUCGCCAGCCUUUCCAUUGCACUGCAACACGUGAAAUCCGAACACGAAUCGGAUAUGUCUGAUAGAAAGUGCCGUUACUGUGAUUUAAUCUUUCGGGAGGCAGAAUCAUUGGUUGAACACGAAUUCCGUCAUACACUGCCAGGCAUAAUCACGUGCAACAUUUGUAAUCGCAUCUUCAAGCAUCAUAAAAAUCUAAUGCGCCACGUGAAGAUGCAUGCCGAUCAGCCGGUACCGUAUAUGUGCGAUUUGUGUGGCAAAACCUUCACGCAGAAGGGCUCCCUAACGAUCCAUCGUCGUAUACAUACAGGAGAGCGUCCAUUUUCGUGCCAGUUGUGCCAGAAAGGAUUCGUCGAUAAGAAGGAAAUGCGUCGACAUUAUACAUCCCACUUUAAUCCUCAAAGUAAAUUGUACAUACCGAAUGCGCAGUCUAUAGCAAUGCCCCCAGAAGCUGGUCCUACUGGAAAGAAAUACAAGACGUAUAAUUGUAAAGUCUGCAGUCGGCAAUUUACGUCUAGCUCGAACCUUGCUAAGCAUCUAACAACUCAUACUGGUGAAAAGAAAUAUGUUUGCGAGUUCUGCGAUAAACGGUUCAGUCAGGGCGGCCAGCUGACAGUACACAGGCGCAUACACACAGGAGAGCGUCCAUUUGCGUGUGAUAGCUGUGGUGAUAGAUUUUUGGAUGGAAGCAGUUUUAAACGCCACAAAACACACCACCUGUGCCGUGUAAUUACUUCAUCGCCACUUAGUGUACGUACCGGUGCUGAAGAUUCACAAAUAGAAUUGCCAUUAUCAAUCGAAUAUACUAAUUCUAUUCCUAAAGUAGAAAGUACACGAUAAGUGGAAGCAAUAAUGAUCAAAAUUACGUGAUUUAUUUUAAUGCAGACCUAUGUAAGACAUUACUCAUUGCAGUAGAUAUAUUUGAAUAUCUGUCUGGCAUUAAUCAUAACAGAAAUGAAUAAAUCAGAUAUGGACAUGACAUUGAGAUGAUUUAAAAUAAAGGAAAGAUGUAAUUUGUUAAAACCGGACUAACAAGGGUUUAAUUUAGGAUUUGAGUUCAUUUGAUUUUUAAUGAGGCAGGUUAUUUUGAAAAAUAAAAAUAAACAAAACAAAAAAUUAAAAUAAAUUGCACCUCCGUUGUAGAACACGUUUGGCGAUAGUUUUUUUACUUAAGGGCAAACAUAUUGUUUUCCAGUACCGCUGAUAUAGUACAUAUUUAAUCCUUGCAAAAUACACCCGAAUACAUUUACAAAAAGUAUGUAAUUGUGCUUUUUAAGCAGAACGUCCUUUAGGUUAAAGUAGAUUAGAAAAACUAUAACCAGAUAAAAAAAUAACUAAAAGUUUGAUUUGGACAACAAAGCUGAUGAGAGCGAAGAUAAAAUUUAUAAAAAAAAUAACGAUUGAGAAUCGCGUAAUUCUGAUUCCCUAGUUAGGAAUUAGUUAAAAAUUAAUGUCAUUUUUGUGGUACUAUAUCAGAGUAUAUAUUUCGUUUAGAUUAUACAAAACUAGACAUGUAUUUUUAGGAAGGGCCAUUACGAUCGAGAAGGUACUGCAGAGUUAUAUUUCAUUUUGUUUUAUUAUUUUUAUUGUAAAAACUUCACGGUCGUAUAACUAUCGAAUUAUAAUUAUGAGGUAAAAAACAAAAAUUUUCUUCGAAAAUGAAUUCGAAUUUAAUUUUAAAUUGUCUAUUGAGAUAGCCGUAUAUUAUGAAUAUUUUAUUAAAAACAAACCCAAUCCACUACAUGAGUACAGAGUAUAAUCGUAGAUACAACGCAAUUAGUACAAUGAUAGCUUCGCACUAAUUGUAUAAUUGCAAACAAGGCACAAGUUCAUGUCUAUUGGGCCACCCUAUAUAAUGGUUGCUAGUUAUACUUUUUGCUGAACCGCUAGUCCACCAGAAAUGGACUGAGAUAUAAUACGAGGUAUUGGUAUCCGUUUGCCAAAGGGAAUCUUAAUCUGAAAGGUUUCAGCUUGGAAACUCUCAAUUAACUCACGGUUUUAGACAAUAUCAUCAAUAGCCUAUCUCGUAUUGUUAUGCCAGCUGAUUGGAACUUAGCAAACUAAUAGUUUCCACUUGAGGGUCGCAUACUCGCAGAAAUAAAAAAACAAACAUCAGACAUGUAAAUAAAUUGUUAAUAAAACUGUUAUUCGAUACAUACACCACUACAAAUAUUUUUGGCUGACUUAAUAAGCAUAAUAGACAUGUUUUUGAUUUAAAAUUUACCAUGAUUUACUCGUAAGUUAUAUAAAAUUGAACAAUUUUGGCCCUGUGCGUAAAAAUAAAUAAAAAAGCAUACAAAACAUAUUCGUUGUAACUUGGUAGAAAAUUUAUACAUAUCAGUUAAGCUUUUUCUUUCGCAGCAUUAGAGUUAUGCUAGUAAUGAGUUAUGAUUAUGAUUUAUGGAGGAAAAGUAAAUAGGCCUCGGGACCAGGGAUUUAUAUGAAUAAAUAGCAAUUAUAAUUGUAACCAUUUAGUCACUCUGAAGGUCCGCCCUAGUUCAUAUCAAUGUACAACACGUGCCAACUUAUAAAUUUUCCAGUUUAGAUACUUUGAUGCCAAACCAAACCAUGGUUUGGAUUCGACAAUCGUCGCUGUUUGUCGAUGAUUGUCGUUGAUUGAGAGAGAGAGCGAGCAACUCUUAGAAAAUUUCUUUGUAUAAACUAUUGUGUUUCAAAGAUUAACGAACGCAACUACAACGUUUCAGAAGAAGAGACUCCAAAUGCAACAGAAAAGGAAAGCUCGAACCUAACGAAAAGAUGAACAUAAAAUUAUUCUAUCAAAAAGCAGCACAAAAACGAUUCAGACUCUGCGGCUUAUUAAGCUCCCCGUAGGAUCUAAGCGAAAUGGCUUAGCGAGCUGCUCCUGGGAUUCUCUAAACUAAAGAUGGUUCGCAACAUGCAUCGGACUUGAAAUUGUGAAAUUUCGAGCUAUUGACUGGAUGGUUAACGGAUAUCCUAACUAAACACUUCCCUCACUUAACUCACUUAGUUUGAUCCGCCACUGGGUACGAGUAACCGUUCUUGUGAAAACAUGGUUCUGAAAAUGAACUUUGUAUCUGGAGUUAAUCUUUUGUGUUUUUUAGACAGAUUAAGCUCAGGGAUUUUUAAAAGCUCGGAGCUACCUGAAAACUCAGGGCUGUUCCGAUUUAGGCUAGAACCGCAUUUGAAAAGCGUCAUUUGGAUGGCGAAAGAGACCCCCGAGCUGAUAUUCUAAAAAGAAAAAAGAAUUGCUACAUUCUGUACACAUAAUGUAAAAUACAAUUAUUAAACUACAAAUCAGACAGAUCGAUAUAACAUCAUAUCGAUACAAUCAUUGUUUUUUCUCAAGUAGUAUAGCAGCAGUUGGCAACAUACUAACCAAUGUUUCUUAUUAAAAGGAGAACCAUUGGGGCCUACUUUAGAAUUUGAAUAUAUUUUUUUUCUUGAGUAGACAUAGUCAUGAAAACGAACGGACAAAUGAUUCAUUUUAAUUGCGUAAAAAUGUUUUUCAACCCGGUUGAUAACUAACUUGCAAGCAAACAUGACCCGAUCGUUCAACACAUUGAGGAAAAUGCUCUCCCACAACUACAAUUAACAAUUAUCUUUAGGUUAAACUUUAUGCUUAUCUACAAAUAAUAAAGAAAAUUUGUACAUUAUA